AUGGAGGCCCCCUCAGCCCCUCUGCGCACUGGGUGCAUCCCAUGGCAAAGGCUCCUGGUCAUAGCUUCACUUCUGACCUUCUGGAACUCACCCACCACAGCACAAAUCACUAUUGAACCUGUGCCUCCCAAUGCUAUUGAAGGGGAGAACGUUCUUCUACAUGUCCAUAAUGUGCCCUGGAAUAUUCAAAGCUAUAUCUGGUACAAAGGGGGUCAGGCUUUGGACAACCACCAGAUUGCAGUGUAUGUGAUAGACCCUGACAUACUUGUCCCAGGGCCUGACUACACUGGCAGAGAGACAGUAUACCCCAAUGGAUCCCUGCUGCUCCAGAAAGUCUCCCAGGAGGACACAGGAUUCUACAUCCUGCAGACCUUAACUAGAGACCUUCGGGCUCAGGAAGCAUCUGUGCAGCUGCGUGUAGAUGCACAAAGCAAGGUGGGGACAGCGGGGAACUGGGUUCAGAUGCCCUGGGGGAAGGAACUCUUCCCAACACAGCACAUCUUUGCAGCAGCUGCACAGGCUGAGAAUUCCUGGAACAAGCUGAUGGUGCCCCCACUGCCCACCUCGCACCAGGGCAUGGAACCUGAAGUCUGUUCCGGGGGCAUCAGAGCUGCUACAGCAAUUAGAAGGCGGUGGUACUUGCAUAGGAUUCACCAGAGACUGAAAAUGAGCCAGAAAUGGGCCUUCACCACUUCAGCCACACUGCUCUUGUCAAAGGGAGGACAUACCAGAGCAGAGACCAUGGAGCCCUUCUCGGCCCCUCCAUCCCCAGGGUGUGUCCCUUGGCAGGGGCUGCUGUUCACAGCCUCACUGUUAACCUUCUGGAACUCUCCCAGCACUGCCCAACUCACUAUUGAAGCAGUCCCACCCCACGUGGCUGAAGGGAAGAGUGUUCUUCUACUUGUCCACAAUCUGCCAGAGAAUCCUCAAACCUUUUACUGGUAUAAAGGGAAAUUUUCACUCAAUGACCGAGAAAUUGCACGAUAUAUAAUAACCCGUAAUUCAAGUAAGCCAGGACCUGCGCACAGUGGGAGAACAUCAUUCAACGACAGUCAAAUUGCAAAAUAUAUAACAACAACUAGUUUGAGAGAGGAGAGAGGGCCUGCACACAGUGGCAGAGAAACGAUAUACUCCAAUGGAUCCCUGCUGUUUGAUAAUGUCACGCACGAAGACACAGGCUCUUACACAUUACUGACCUUAGAUACGGAUGGCCAUUUUGAAGAAACAUCUGUGCAGUUCAAUGUAUACCGGCCAGUGACAGAGGCCACUGUUCAAACCACCAAAACCUCAGUCAUAGAAAUAGACUCUGUGGUCUUCACGUGCCACUCAGGAGGCUCUGUAAUCUCCACCCAGUGGAUCUUCAAUAACCAGCGUCUGCAGCUCCCGGAGAGGAUGACACUGUCUCAGAACAACAGAAGGCUCAGCAUAAACCCUGUCAAGAUGGACGAUGCCGGGGACUAUCAGUGUGAGGUCACCAACCCAGUCAGUUACAAGAAGAGUCGUCCAGUUCAUCUGGAAGUAAGCUUUGACCCAGAACAAGAAAGCUGUGGCCUCUUAAUUGGGUCCACUGCCGGCAUCAUGGUUGGAGCUGUGGCUGGGGUGGUUCUGAUAGCAGCACUGGCGUGUUUCCUGUAUCUCCAAAAUUCUAGGAAGGGAAGUUACUACUGCAGUGUCACAGAGCCCACACCCUCAGCCUACAACCACAGUCUGGGCUUCAAUGACAACUGCCCAAAUGAGGUGGAUGAAGUUGCAUUUUCUGUCCUGGACUUCAAUACCCAACAACCGAGUGAACCGACCCCGAGUGAGCCGACCCCGAGUGAGCCGACCCCGAGUGAGCCGACCCCGAGUAAGCCGACAUCUCCAGCUUCCCCAUUGUCUCCAGCCACAGAAGAGGUUCAUUCCGAAGCGGAAAAGGACUGA
This is a messenger RNA of Nannospalax galili (Upper Galilee mountains blind mole rat), 1920 nucleotides long. Its product is annotated as pregnancy-specific glycoprotein 22-like. NCBI's taxonomy places the organism in Eukaryota, Metazoa, Chordata, Mammalia, Rodentia, Spalacidae. Gene Ontology annotation, cellular component: cell surface; plasma membrane. Gene Ontology annotation, biological process: regulation of immune system process; signal transduction. Gene Ontology annotation, molecular function: protein tyrosine kinase binding. The record is from RefSeq and is a predicted model, not a curated record.